CGAUAUAAAGCCUGGUUAGUGUGACCAAACCAAAAACAUCAGAAAAUACUACUGCAAAAAAAAAGUACAACGAUAAUACUUCGAUAUAACUAUAUAUUUUCGACUAAUCGGAAUAUCGCGGAAAAUUAUAACGCGAAAAGCUAAAAACGAGAACUCGCUUGUAAAUUAAAGCCGCGAAUCAACAACCGCUCCCAACCGCAAAUGCAGGCUUUUACAGACAAGCUGUGCAUCUUCGGGAUUUUCGGUAGACGCGAGACAGGAGAAUCAAAAAGUUAAAGCGAGGCGAAGAAGCGAAGAAAAGAAGGCAUACAUACAGACAUCAAGCGCACGUAUACGUUGCGAAGGAAUAUAUGUAUCCAAAGAGGUGUAUGUGUGCGUGCAGCUUCUAGCGAAGAUUGUUGGAGCACUCGAGUGGAGCAAAAAGGGGGGCUGCCUGGAAAGAGACGCGACUGAUAGAGAGAGAGAGAAAGAGAGAGGGCGCUAUGGACGGCGGCGCUUGGGUGUUUUGGGAACAAAGGCGUUAAAAUGAUUUGGCACGGAAAAGGAGUCGCCAGCCACAGCUAGAGCAAAAACAGCAACGACGACUCCGCCAGCCCACUGUGAUAUAUUUUUUGGAUCCAGCCCCAGCCAAAAAAACAAGCUCGUACGUGUCUGAGUGUGUGUGUAUAUGUCUCGGUCUCGGUCUCGUUCUCCGUCUCCCCGUCUCUCCAACAAAACGCAGAAAAAGACGCACACACACACACAUACACAUACACACACAGCAAGAGCGACCAGACAAAGUGAAUAAUUCAUUUAAGACUGUCCUGCAGAAUGGUCGUCGGAUCGAAUCAUACGCGGCGCGGUGAAACUGGCAGCAGAUAUACAAGCAACAACAGCUCCAGCAGCACCAACGGAGGCACCACCGCCACCAGCACCACCAGCGCAACGUCUUCAAUAGCCACCUCAUCGACAACGUCGACGACAGCAUCGCAGACUGCGUCGGCGACGGCGGCUGCGACUUUGUUGUCGUCAAUGUCCCAAAAAGGCCAUGUCCCACCACCUGCACCUGCAUCAUCCGCGCAGCAACAGUCGCAGUCGCAUCACCAGCAUGCCGCGACCAACCACCAGGCGCAGGGCCACCAUCACCACCAUGGCCACUACCAGCAGCAGUCCUCGAACCAUCAUAGCACCACCACCACCACCACCAACAACCACCACCAGACGAAUGGCAGUGGCGGGGGAUCCAGUGGAGCAUCGGUGGUCAGUGGUCUCAACGGUUGCAACGGCAGUGCCGUCAGCAGAUUAUCCCAAUCCACGGGCAUGUCGCCGAGGGAACUCUCUGAGAACGACGACCUGGCCACCUCGCUGAUACUCGAUCCGCAUUUGGGUUUCCAGACCCACAAGAUGAACAUACGCUUCCGGCCCCUCAAAGUGGACACGCAGCAGCUGAAGGCGAUUGUGGACGAGUUUAUACACACGCAGAACUACGAUGUGGCCAUUCAGCGGAUAUACGACGGUCCUUGGAUACCGCGCCACCUCAAGAACAAGAACAAGAUUGCUACCAAACGGCUGCACGAUCAUAUCGUGCGGUACCUGCGCGUCUUCGACAAGGACAGUGGAUUUGCGAUCGAGGCCUGCUAUCGGUACUCGCUGGAGGAGCAGCGCGGCGCCAAGAUUAGCUCGACGAAGCGAUGGUCGAAGAACGAUAAGAUCGAGUGCCUGGUCGGCUGCAUCGCUGAGCUGACGGAGGCGGAGGAGGCGGCGCUGCUGCAUUCGGGCAAGAAUGACUUCUCGGUGAUGUACAGCUGCCGGAAGAACUGUGCCCAACUCUGGUUAGGUCCGGCCGCCUACAUCAAUCACGAUUGUCGCGCCAACUGCAAAUUCCUGGCCACCGGCCGGGACACCGCCUGUGUGAAGGUCCUGCGCGACAUCGAGGUGGGUGAGGAGAUCACAUGCUUCUACGGCGAGGACUUUUUCGGCGACUCGAAUCGCUACUGCGAAUGCGAAACCUGCGAACGAAGGGGAACAGGCGCCUUUGCCGGCAAAGAGGAUGGCCUGAUGCUCGGCCUGAGCUCUGGUUUAGGCCUGGGCCUGGGACUGGCCACCGGUGGUACUGGCUACCGGCUGCGCGAAACGGACAACCGGAUCAAUCGCAUCAAGAGCCGGGCCAACUCCACGAACAGCACCUCGAACAGCAACAGUAACACCAACGAUUCCACAACGGCGAGUGAGAGCAGUUCGAACGGUGUGGUUGCUGCUGGCGGUGGAGGAACAGCUAGCGCUGGAGCUGGUGCAGCGGGUGGAGGAGGAGGAGGAGGAGGAGCCACACCGGCAGCUGCCGGAGCGGGAGCUGGAGCGGGCACGGGAGCAGCUGCUCCAGUAGCUGGCAAAGAGGCCACUGCUGCUGUCUCGUUGCUGGAGAAGAAGCUGCCCAACGUGGUCGUGUCGCCGCUGACGAUGAAGGAGCUGCGCCAGAAGGGCAUGACCAAGUACGAUGCCGAGAUGAUAAUGGCCAAUGCAGCAUAUCAGCAGCAGCACCACCACCAGCAUCAGCACCACUUCCACCACCACCAUCAUCACCACCAUCACCACCACCACAACCAUGGCCAGCACGCCAGCACCGGCGCAGAGGCCACGGCCGCCGUGCAGGCGAUGCAGAAGCCGAGUGGCGGCACUUCCUCCGGCCCUGGCGCCGGCACAGUUGGAGGCGGGACAAGCGCUGCCGCCGGCGGAGCUGGCUCCGAGGUCAAUGGGCUGCGCAAGUCGAUGCGCGUGAACAGCACCAGCAGCAGUAUCUCCACCGCCUCCACGGACGAGGUGAUCGCCACCGGCCCCAUCACACCGUUGCCCACGAAGGCGCCCGUUGUGCUGAUGCCUAGAUGCAAGCCGGCCCAGAUGGCCAUUGCGGCGGCGGCCAUGCAACAACAGCAGCAACAACAGCUGCAACAGCAGCAGCAGCAGCGGGAGAAGCGCCAACUGAGACGCAGCGAGCGCCAGAAGGAGAAGCUGACGGACGGGGAGAGCAGCGACAGGGAGAAGGAGAUCCCGGACCAGCAGCUGCCGGCCAAGGUGUUCAUCCUGGCGACUGAGAAACCAGAAAAGCAACAGCAGCAACAACCACAGCAGCAGCAGCAGCAGCAGCAGGAGAAGCGUGUGACGCGGAACAGUGCAGGAAGAUCGGGAGGCGUUGGAGGAGGAACAGGAGGAGGAGUAGGAGGAAUGGUUGCCAGAUUAGCCACUGCCCAUAACAAUAACAUAGGAACCACAUCUGCAGCAACCGCCGCAUCAUCAGUUGCAACAACCAACAACAACAACAACAACUGCAGCAAAGCAACAACAACGAUUACAAAUUGUAAUAACCAUAAUAGUAAUAAUAGCAGUAGAAUUAAUCAUAAUUCUAAUCUUAGCGGUAGACUUAGUGUUAAAUCAAAGAAGCCAGCACCAAGUGAGGCCUCGUCCACAUCCUCAUCCACCACAUCCACAUCCUCAGAUCAGCAUCCGCAGCAGCAGCAGCAGCAGGCAACGCGUCGCAGUCGCAGCCACAGUCCCGCCUACAAAAAGAAUCUACUGGCCAGCUUCGAAUCAGGAGCCAAGGAUCAACAGCAGCAGGCGGAUGAAGGAGGUGCUCCUGCUCCGGUCAAGCAGAAAAGGAGUCGCCGGGCAGCAGCUUUGGCAGCGGCGCAAAGCAUUCACUGCGAUGCUCUGGGAGUAACACCCGGCUCCCUGUCAUCCUUCACCAGCAGCACCAAUCCCCGCAAGAGAUCCCAGCCGGCGAGCACCAGCACCACCACCACCGGCGAGGCGGCGCCCUCCAGCAGCAGCAGCAGCAGCAUCAUCAUCAGCAACAGUAAUGUGGAGCCCUUGCUGAAGACUCCGGAGCGCCGAUUGAAGCUAACACUGCGGAUGAAGCGUUCGCCCAUCCUCGACGAGGUCAUCGAGCUGGGAACGAGUCUCAGCAACGACCGCCAUGCUGGCCGGCACAACGGCAGCCACGGAUCGGGACGCAGUGCCGGAGGACUGGCCUCGUUGCACGGAUCUGGUUCGGAUAAGGCGGCGUUGAAUGCCAACAGCAGCAGCUCCAGCAUCGGCAAUGGCAUCGAGUAUGAGAUCCUGCGCAUGGAGGGCAUCUCGGAGCAUGGAAACGACGACGAUGACGAGGAGGAGGAGGAGGAGGAGGACGAAGACGAGGAGGAGGAAGACGAAGAACUGCCAGAAGAGGAGGAGCAGAAACUGGAGGAGGAGGAGCCAGAAGCACAUCAGCCGCAGGAGGAGGAGAAGCUGGCAGCCACACGAUACUCCAAGAAGCAGAGGAAGAAGCAACGCAGCCGGAGCAGGAGCAGCCAGAGGCGAUCGCCGGCUCCCAGCAGCAGUGUAUACGGUACGCCCCAGAAGAAGCGGCUCCGCCUGAUUUUCGGCAACGAAUCCCACACCAUAGACAUUCCACCGACAGCCGAGAGACCGGGAACAGCGGGCGCCAGCAGCGGCGUGGAUGAGCUGAACAGCAGCGGCGGAGCCGGAGGCGUGAGUGCCAGUGAUGAGUCCUUCAACGCCUCGUACGCCAGCAGCACCAGCCUGACGGUGAACACCAGCAGCACCACAUCCUCCUCGUCAUCGUCGUCGUCGUCCGUGGAGCCGGUGGAGUCGUCCAGUGGUGCAGCGGCGACAAUUGCCUCCGGCAGUGCCCAGUCACCGUCUUCCACCACGAGCAGCUCCUUCCAAUCGGCCUGCACAUCCACCACCAGCAGCAACAUCUACUUCCCGAACGGAAAGCAACGCGGCGGCGAUGGGGGCGACUCCUAUGGGAUGAACCACCACUAUCCGCUGGGGAAGUUCGGCAGUCCCGGCCAGGGACAGGCCAUUGUGAGCAGCAGCAGUGGAUCGGGAGCGGGCUCAGGAUCUGGAGCGGCCGGAGGAGGUGGAUUCUUAAGCAUCCCCAAGCACACCUUCGGCACAUGCGCCCUCCUGGCGCCCACCAGCUUCGCCAAUCUCCAGCAGAAUGCCCAGCAGGCGGGACAACAGCAGAUAAAGUCAUCCUCCUCAGGGGGAGGCGGAGGAGCAGGUAGCACCGGUGGAGGAGGAGUGGUGGCUACAUCCACAUCCACAUCCACAUCGCAUCAUCAUCAUAACCAUCAUGGCCAGAAAUAACCAACGACUGAUCUCCAAGCAAAUUGACUAAGCUCAGCUGCCAUUGCCAAGAGAGGAGGAGUAAGGAAUCGGAUAACCAAGAGGGAAGCGGACAGACCACAACCGAAUAGGAAGGAGGAGGAGGAGACGAACAAGAUGGAUAAACUGGAGUGGAGGAGGAGUAUGAGGAAAGUGAAUGAGGGGAGGAGGAGGACACGGAGACUAAGGAGAAUUGUUGCGCUGCUGGCGUCGUUGCCUCUGCUGCUGCCGCCGACCUGCAAUCCUGCAAUCCUAAUAGUGUCCUCAUAUAGACUUAGCCCUAGAACAUAGAUCUAGUAUCUAGUAUCUAGUAUCUAGUAUCUAGUAUCUAGCCACCAUUAUCCCCAGUCCCCAAGUAGAUCCUGUAUUUUUUUUUAAUUGAGAAAUAUUUGAUUAUUGAGCCAAAAAGCAAAAACCAAAAGCUAGAACAGGAAAAAAUUUGGAAAUACCUGAAUUAUAACUUUCUUUUUUGCUUUCUUCCAUUUCUCUUUGUUCUCUAUUUCUAUUUCUCUUUCUUCUCCCUUUCGUCCUUUUUUUUUUUUUGUGUUUCUGUGCGUGUGCGUGCGUGUGCGUGUGCGUGCGUGUGCGUGUGUGUGUGUGUGUGUGUGUGUGUGUCGUGUGCUGUGCAUGUUCGUGCUUGUUUGUUUUGUUGUGUGCUUUUGUGCUUUUCUUUUUGCAGAUGGAAAUUUAAAGCAUAAAAGUAGGAUGAGAAAGGAUGAGGAUGAAAUAAAGCAGAAGAGCAAAUGCAACAACAACAACAAGAACAAGAACAGCAUCUACAGCAGAAACAGCAACAACAACAACAACAAGACCAGGAGCAGGAGCAACAACAACAACAACAACAACAACAUCCUUUGUAGCAGCAGCAGCGGCAACAACAACAACAACAAUCUGAUAGUUAAAAAACUAAGAAUAGAAUUAAAUCGCAUUCAAAUCAUGUACAGUUGAGAAGAGACAUAGAGAGAGAGAUAAUUAAAAAUAACAAGGACGAGCCUGAAGGAUAAUCCGAGAGCCAUUUAACUAACAAAUUAAUAAAUUUAAUUGCAAAAAACAAAAAGAAAUGCCAGAAAAUGCAACAAAAACAACAACAAAAAGGAUAAUACAACAACUUGCACACAGACACAAACAACGCAAUUAGCAGCGGUUUUAGACGCCUUACAACUAACGUUAACUUCAUAAACCUUAUAUAUAUAUAUAUAUAUAUUUAAAUAUAUAAAGGAUAAUUUAGAAAAUCCCACAAGAGCCAACAAAACAAUAGAGCAGCAACAACAACAACAACAACAAGAAUAACAGCAAUAUAUAAGCCACUCACUAGAGUAACAAAUUGAAAACAAAAAAAAAAGUAUAAACAAAAUACAAGGGGAAUAUGCUAAAAAUAAUAAAUAAAAAAAAAGAAAACUUAGAAAACCAAAUAUUUCACAUAAUUGUAUAUAAAAAAAAAAAAACAAAAUGGAAAAAAUUAUAAAAUUAUAAUGAAAAACGAAAGUGAAGAUUCAACUUGAGAAAAAUAAUAAAAAUAAAAAAUUCAAAAAAAAAAAACGAUGAAAAGUUUUGAGAUGAAAGUGGCCAAGAUUUCAUUUUGUUUUCGAUUCGAUCAUAUCCAGUUCAGAAUACAAUAUAUAUAUAUAUAAUCUAUAACACCCCCCGCCCCACCUCUCAUCAUGCUAUCCAUGCUGUUGUUAUCUUUUGCGUUUCCGGAAGAAUCCAAUCUAAAAAAUAAUAAUAUAAAUAAUAUUAAUAUGUCCACACACACGGCACCACAGAAUAAUGUUUUUUGGCUUACACCGAUUCGAUCUUGUUUUCAUUAUUCAUUAUUUUUUUUAUCCUAUAUCAACGAUAAUAUAAAAAAGAUUUGAUUAAAUAUAUAUUUUUUUUUGUGCGAUGCGAUUAUAAUUAUUUUUUUACGCAUAAGUUUAGUUAUUAGCGUACAUUAAUUAAUCAUAUAUUCGAUAUAUUAUAUAUGUAACUACUGUGUAUUAUUUUGUAAGCCACCACAAAAAAAAAAAAAAAACAAUUAGAGCAGCGCCCAGCCGCCGCUAAACAUUCAUAAUAAACUAAAAAAUGAAAUUUA
This is a messenger RNA of Drosophila ananassae, 7213 nucleotides long. RefSeq names its product histone-lysine N-methyltransferase Suv4-20 (gene Hmt4-20). Gene Ontology annotation, molecular function: histone H4K20 methyltransferase activity; protein binding. Lineage: Eukaryota; Metazoa; Arthropoda; Insecta; Diptera; Drosophilidae. Gene Ontology annotation, cellular component: nucleus. The coding region runs from base 811 to 5124 and encodes 1437 amino acids. The record is from RefSeq and is a predicted model, not a curated record. The transcript has 3 exons.